AUGAAGUAUACAAACCUUCUUCUUCCUUUUUCCUGGUCAGGAGGUAUUGAUGAAGAUGUUGUGGUGAUCGAAGCAUCCUCCACUCCCCAGGUCACUGCUAACGAAGAAAUAAAUGUUACCUCAACAGACAGUGAAGUGGAGAUUGUCACAGUUGGUGAAAGCUACAGGUCUCGUUCCAGUCUUGGCCACACAAGGUCCCACUGGGGCCAGAGCUCUGGCUCUCACCCUGCACGGCCUCAGGAGCAGCGAAACCGCAGUAGGAUCUCCACAGUCAUCCAGCCCCUGAGGCAAAAUGCAGCAGAGGUCGUGGACCUUACUGUGGAUGAAGAUGAGCCGACAGUUGUGCCAACCACAUCAGCUCGAGUGGAGCCACAGGUCGUGAGUUCUGCGUCCAGUAACAGUUCUAGUACGUCUACCUCAGAGCAGGCCUCUGAUGCAGCUCCAAGUGUCUCCAGCAGCAGCCAGCCCUCUGCAGCACCAGAGACAACUUCCAGUCUUCCCAGUGCUGGCACUGCUGGUACUUCAGCUGGAGAUGACACAAGGAGAACAGCAUCUAAUACGACACUGGAAACUGGCCCUCCAGCCAUGCCAAGGUUACCAUCGUGCUGCCCUCAGCAUUCUCCUUGUGGAGGACCUUCACAGACUCAUCAUGCAUUGGGGCACCCACAUACAAGCUGCUUUCAGCAGCAUGGCCACCACUUCCAGCAUCACCACCAUCACCACCACAACCCUCACCCUUCUGUUCCGCUGUCUCCUCCGUUCAGUGACUCCAGCUGCCCUGUGGAAAGGCCUCCUCCAGUGCCUGCACCAUGUGGAGCAAGCAGCAGUUCUGGCACCAGUUACCACGAGCAGCAGGCACUGCCAGUAGACUUAAGCAGCAGUGGUAUAAGAAGCCAUGGAAGUGGUGCUUUUCAUGGAACAUCUGCUUUUGAUCCCUGCUGUCCUGGUUCUUCAUCUCGAACUACAAUCUAUGGGCAUCAGGCUGGUGCUGGCCCGAGCCAGUCCAUAACAAUAGAUGGAUAUGGAUCGAGUAUUGUUGCACAGCCACAGCCCCAACCACCUCCUCAGGCCUCGCUCUCCUCCUGUCGGCACUACAUGCAUUCUCCUUAUGCUUCUUUGACCAGACCUCUUCACCACCAAGCUUCUGCAUGUCCUCACUCUCAUGGAAAUCCUCCUCCACAGCCACAACCUCCACCUCAAGUAGAUUACGUUAUCCCUCAUCCAGUGCAUCCCUUCCAUCCUUCAAUCUCCUCUCAUGCAUCUUCUCAUCCUGUUCCACCUCCACCACCAACUCAUCCUUUAGCCAAUGCAGCUGCUCCCAUACCACAGCAUCUUCCUGCAACACACCAGCCUAUAUCCCAUCACAUCCCUGCAACAGCACCUCCAGCACAGAGGCUACAUCCUCAUGAAGUGAUCCAGAGGAUGGAGGUCCAGAGAAGAAGAAUGAUGCAACACCCAACACGUGCUCAUGAGCGACCUCCUCCUCAUCCUCACAGAAUGCAUCCCAAUUAUGGGCAUGGGCAUCACAUUCAUGUGCCUCAGACUAUGUCUUCCCAUCCUCGACAAGCUUCUGAGAGAUCUGCCUGGGAACUAGGAAUUGAAGCUGGUGUGACUGCAGCUACUUACCCUCCAGGGCCUUUGCAUCCUCACUUGGCUCACUACCAUGCACCUCCUCGACUUCAUCACUUGCAAAUAGGGGCUCUUCCUCUAAUGGUACCAGACAUGGCGGGCUACCCUCACAUCCGUUACAUUUCAUCGGGAUUGGAUGGAACAUCAUUCAGAGGCCCUUUCAGGGGCAAUUUUGAGGAGCUGAUUCACUUGGAGGAACGAUUAGGCAAUGUUAAUCGUGGAGCAACACAGGGAACUAUAGAAAGAUGCACAUAUCCACAUAAAUACAAAAAGGUAACAACUGAUUGGUUCUCACAGAGGAAACUGCACUGCAAACAAGAUGGGGAGGAAGGAACAGAAGAAGACACAGAGGAAAAGUGUACCAUCUGUUUGUCCAUAUUGGAGGAGGGUGAAGAUGUCAGGCGCCUUCCAUGUAUGCACCUUUUCCACCAAGUCUGUGUAGACCAGUGGUUGAUUACUAACAAGAAGUGCCCCAUUUGCAGAGUGGACAUUGAGGCUCAGCUGCCUAGUGAAAGUUGACACUGCUUUCCAGAACUCUUGUCCUCCCUCUCGCUCCCUCUCAUCCUUCCUGGUACUGCAGUCAACCAAAGAUGGCACGACUUACCUGCGCAGAUUUGGAAGCAUUGAACCCAGAGUGCUGGCUCUCUACAUGGUACAACUAAUGCUAGACCUACAGUUUAUGUAGAAGACAGUUGAGUUUCAGUGUAUUUAUAAAUAAAUUUUUUUUUGGUUUGACAAUUUUUUUCUUCUUUUAAAUUCAUUACUGUAUUUUUGCAUGGUUCCUUGUAUUGCAUUUGUUUGCACAUAUUCUGGGCUUUGUGACCCCAAACUUGCAGGCAAGAUUAGCUGCUUUAGUAAGUAGAGUUGUGUGGUCUCUUUUUUUUUUUUUUUUUUUUUUUGGUUUGUUUUACCUAGUAUCAAGCUUUGAAAGUAUGAUUUCACUCAUUACUAACCUCAAACUCCUUAAUUUAAUCGAUCAUAUAUUUUAGUUUAAUUGUAUAAAGAUCAUCUAGAAAAGGAUAAUAUUAUGUAUUGAGACAUUCCUUAAUUAGGAAAAAAUGGCUGCUGUAUAUUUACAAUAUCA
This is a messenger RNA of Acanthisitta chloris (rifleman), 2713 nucleotides long. RefSeq names its product ring finger protein 111 (gene RNF111). The coding region runs from base 1 to 2148 and encodes 715 amino acids. The transcript has 12 exons. Gene Ontology annotation, molecular function: ubiquitin protein ligase activity. NCBI's taxonomy places the organism in Eukaryota, Metazoa, Chordata, Aves, Passeriformes, Acanthisittidae. The record is from RefSeq and is a predicted model, not a curated record. Gene Ontology annotation, biological process: ubiquitin-dependent protein catabolic process.